Molecule: messenger RNA, 1449 nt
Organism: Caenorhabditis sp. 36 PRJEB53466
Lineage: Eukaryota; Metazoa; Nematoda; Chromadorea; Rhabditida; Rhabditidae
Source: the annotation of a GenBank genome assembly
AUGAGUGAGAGAAAGUCGCCGUUCCUUUCGUUAUUCCGACGCAAGAAGCGAGUCACCGAGGACGUGCCCCAAACGGGAUCUCUGUCGCCGGUCCGACAAAGUGUGAGUUUUAUGGGCCCAAGCUUAAUUCUGGAAAGCCGGAAAGAAGCACAUUGACAUGUGACUCAGUGUUUGUGUGUGUGUGUUGUCACGCCAAACACCACCCCCAAUAUCCUUGAGCGUGAUGCCCCUUGGGAUCAGCCUCCUGAAAGACAUAGAGGUUUUUAACAAGUGCCGCGCCGCCGCCGGCCGGGAGGGCCCCUGCUUUACACCCCACUUGUUGCCAUUUUUCCUUUCAUCUUUCAUAACACAACAUUGUUUUAUGUUGUUUUACAUACAUACUCCCGUUGGUGGCGUCUAGUUCUCGUUUAUCUGUCAAGUAGAGCUCAGCUCUCACCGCUCUUUGUAAACAUUGUAAACAACUUUGCACUUUUAUAGACAAAAACCUGCCCCCGCUUUUUUUCAGGACAAAGAAAAAACUGGAAAGGAAAACAAAGGUAUUGUGAACAGCAAUACGAUGCCCGCUGAUAUGGACGGUGGCAAGAAGAAUAAGAAGGUGAAGCCACAAAAAGGAAAGGAUUUCGGAAAGGUAAUCACGAACCGAACCAGACACUGUCAUGGGACGGACCGGGUUGAUGAUGCUGAAUUAUAGUGGGUUAGGGUCAUUCAAACAGCUCUGCUAGCCUUAGAAAUUAUUUUGAGACCCAUGUCCAAGAGGAUUUUGUCUUACCAGUUGGAUUUAGCGCUUAUUAAUUUAAAAUUCGAUAUUUUCAAAAUUCGUUCACUACGCCUUUCCAACUCUGUUUUUUGGUGUUUUUACCGCGAAAAGGAUGACCGAAUAAGCCCAUCAAGACCCGGAUCAGCAAUUCUCACAGUUCGGUCUCUGAAUUUGACAGUUUUAUACCAAACAGCUAAUCAUUAUCGUUUUUUUUCAGUCAUUCUCUAUGGAUGUGCUUCUGGAGGACGAAGCAGCCGUUCUCGUAGAGGCCCUUGAAGCAAUCGGAGAUGAGAAGCCAAUUGUGGCGCGGAGCAUUCCAAAACACGCAAGAAUCGUCAAGAAAGAAGACACAUCGAUGAAAAAUUGCCUCUUCGAAAAAGAGGUACGUCUUGGUCCUCGAUUUGAUCUUGCAAAUCCUGGACACUUGUCGAUCAUAAAAAAUGUACUAAACGUUUUUUUUACAUUUAUAGGUGUACGACACGAUGCUCAGCGACUCGUUGCGAGUGUGCGAAAUGCUCCAAUCGCACCUCGAUGAUUGCAUCGUUUCGGUGCGCGCCAAAAGUCCGGAGCCGACCUCGUCGUACUCGUUGGACGGAAGGGACUCGGGACGUGGAGCCUCUUCACCGUCCUCCACAAUGUCGUCAACCACGAGCCCGGGAAUUCGUAGAGCUCCCAAGGAAACCCAUAUGUAG